AUGGCCCUCUCGCUGCAGCGCCUCAACCUCGACCAGCAGCAGCAACAGCAGCAGCAGCAACAGCAGCAGCAGCAACAGCAGCAGACAGUGUAUGUGCUGGUGCUGCCCCCCUGGUGUAUGCUGCAGCAUUGGCAGCUAAAGGGUCCUCGCCGUGUCUCCUGGGGGGAGUUGCUGCUGCUGCAGCAACUGCAGCAGCUGCUGCCUGUUAUUGAAUAUGAUGACUUUGCUGCUCUCCAUCAAUAUGAGAGACAUCAGGUGGAAACUGUCAUUGUGAUGCAGUACAAAGCAGCAGCAGCAGCAGCAGCACCUGGAGGGCUUCCGUGUUCUGUUGUUGCUGCUGCUGCAUGCCCCUCCUUUGGUCUUGUGACGGAGCAGCAGCGGACCGCUCGCCAGGUGUACAUGCAGCAGCAGCAGCAGCAGCGGCGGCAGCAGCAAGAUUCGUUGUUCUUUUGGCUUGGAGGGUUCUGUAAUCCGCUAAAAGCAGAGAGAGCUGUCUGCAUCGAGUCGUCUCUCCCUACAACAUGGACUCUCGCGCGGUGCCUCCCUGCAGCAGCAGCUGACAAAGAACUCAUUAUCUUGAAGGCAAGGCACGCAGACUCUAUCGUCCCUCCUUUUCCCGACGAAGCAGAGAAUUGGGGUUUAGGGUUUGGGGUUUACGUACACCCUAAAAUACAAGCAAUAGGAGACGCCUUCCUCCUCCAUAUGCUCAGCAGCAGCAGUAGCAGCAGCAGCAACAGCAGCAACAGCAGCCAUGCUGAGGGCAAGUGCAGCAGCAGCAGCAGCAGCAACGAUAGCAGCACCUGCAGCAGCAAUACCGGUGGCGCCGCACUGUCUGUAGCUGCAGCAUCAGCAGCAGCGUCUACAGCGGAGCCAAUAGCAGCAGCAGCAGCAACAGCAGCAGCAGCAGCAGCAGCAGCAAUUCCUUUUGUGUCAGCACACUGGCGUCGUUCAGAUUUUAUAAGGAUUGGUUUAGCAGCAAACUCUGCUGCUGCAGCAGAGUUGCUGCUGCUGCUCGCCAAUCGGGCCCAAACCCCCGCAGUACUCGUGUGUACAGACGCAUCGCCAGAAGAUCGAAAGGAGCUAGCAGAUAGCUUUGCUGCUGCUGCUGCUGCUGCCGCAGCAGCAGCAACAGCAGCAGGAGGAGCAGCAACAGCAGCAAUACCCAAAUUGUAUUUCUUUGAUAUGGAAGUUGCUUUGCAUGCACUAGCGAGGCUGCUGCUGCAGCAGCAGCAGGAAGAAGAGGAGGAGGUGGUUCUGGAGCGGGCGCUAGGCCGCCGUUUGCUGCUGCUGCUGCGCAUGCAUCCAGGAGCAGCAGCACUUGCGGAGUGGGCUGCUGCUGCUGCUGCAGAUGUGUUUAUUGGCAGCAGCAACAGCAGGGUCUCUCUACACAUUCGUAACGAUAGAAGCAGAUUAGGUUUCCCUUUUUACCUGUCUGCUGCUGAUCUUUGUCCUUCUGCUGCUGCUGCUGCUGCAGGAGCAGAGGGCCAGUCUGCUGCUGCAGUCGCAGCAGCAGCAGCAGCAAAGGCAGCAGCAAAGCCAGCUGCUGUUGCUGCCUUGUCCCCUGCUUCUGCCUCAACAGCAGCAGCAACUAAAGUCAUACCGCCCACAGCAGCAGCAGCAGCAGCAGCAGCAGAAGCAGCAGGUGCAGCAGCAGCAGCAGAACAGCUGUAUAAGGAUCUGCCCUUCGGCAGCAGUAGCAGCAGCAGCAGCAACAACAACAACAACAGCAGCAGCAGCACAAUGUAUCCAGAUAGGUCUGGCGGCCGUGGGGCCAUCCUGCAGGACCACCACACCGGAGCAGCAGCAGCAGCAGCACCACCAAGUGCAGCAGCAGCAGCAACUGGUGUCGGCCAGCCUUUUUUAGGCUUGCAGCGCUGCAGCCCGGCGCCGCUGCAGCAGCAGCAGCAACAACAGCAGCAGCAGCAGCAGCAGCAUCUUUUAAAUAUAUUAGCGUCUCCAAUAUCUUCAGCUAGUGAGAGUGCUGCUGGCUCACCUGUAGAAGGCCGGCAACAGCAGCAGCAGCAGCAGCAGCAGCAGCAGCAGCAGCUAAAUAACAGCUAUGACGACUUCCCAUUGUUACCGGCUUCUGUCGAGGAGGCAAAUGCAAGAAACAGCAGUAACAGCAGCAGCAGCAGCAGCAACAGCAGCAGCAGCAGCAGCAGCAACAGGGGUUUGCCCCGUCUUGCUAUUUUCCCUCCAGAAGAUACAACAGGGCCUCUGUUAACAAACACACAGCAGCAGCAGCAACAGCAGCAGCAACAGCAGCAGCAGCAGCAGCCGCAGAGCCCUGUGUCUCCUGUAUCUUCUCCUGAUGCCUCCUUGCUGCAGCCGCAGCAGCAGCAGCCGCUGCUGGUGUCUCCUGCUACUCCCCCUUUCUCCCCAUCUCUUGCCUUUGCUCCUCCCCCUCGCCGCGCCAAUGUAGCAGCAGCAGCAGCAGCAGCAAUAGCAGCAGCAGGAGGAGGAGGGGGAAAGCAAUCUAGCUCUUCUUAUUUGUCUCCUUCUUAUUGCAGCCCUCUAUCUCCUACUUCUCCUCUUAUGACCUACAGCAGCAGCAGCAGCAACCGAGCAGCAGCAGCAGCAGCAACAGGGCCUCCUCCUAGUGCGCUAGGAGGCAACGCAAAUGUGCUGCAGCUCGGCAGCUGGCUGCUGCAGCGCAGCAGCAGACUGCCGCCGCAGCAACUGCAGCAGCAGAUGGAGAACUUCCUACUGCACUUUGACUUCGUUUCUGCUGCUGCUGCCAGCAGCAGCAGCAACAGCAACAGCAGCAGCAGCAGCAGCAGCAGCAGUGAGGAUAAAGGGGUGGUCGUAGAGAGAGAAGUCAUUGACGACGACGAAGCAGAUGCUGCUGCUGGCACAACAGCAGCAGCACCAACACCAGCAGCAGCAGCAACAGCAACAGCAGCAGCAGCAACAGGAGAUGCUGCUGUAUUUACAUCAUUAAUGUUGGAUAUAUUAGCAUUAAGGGCAGGAGAAGGAGCAGCAACAGCAGCAGAUUGUCUUGUUCAUCAUCUUAAGGAAGCCUGCAAGGGAGAGCGGAUAGGCUGCAGCGGCAGCUCUGCUGUCGGUGCAGCAGAUGCAGCAGCAGCAGACAGCAGCAGCAGCAGCAGCAGCGGAUGGCUGAGAGUAGGGAGGUUUGCCUUCCAUAACCGCCGCGCACUCAAACAGAAACUGAGGGCCAUCUUGCAGCUGGGAGAGGAGGGUCAGGACCUUGAAGGGGAAGACUUGGAGUUGGUGUCUGCUGUCUUACGUUAUCAUCCUCGUGCUAAGUUUAAAACCCGAGGUAUGAUGGGUAUAUAUGUUGGUUCUCAUCCAAACCCUCGUUUUCAUUCAACUCGUACAUUCUUUGUUCGCCGUCUAGAUGCCUCUUCUUCUCCUCCUGCAGAGGCAGCUAGCCAGCUAGCUACCCAGCUAGCUAAUCCGUCAGCUAAUCAGCUAGCUAACCAGCUAGCUAACCAGCUAGCUAGCCGUAAUAAAGGGGAGAAGGAUGAAGAUUUUAGUUAUGUUCGUUGUGUAGAAAAUAUUUUAUCUCUUGAUACAAAGGCAGCAAGGGCUACUUGUCUAGCUAUACAGCAGCGUGAACAAUUAGCCGAGUUAUCUCUGCAGCUGCAGCAAGGAUCUGUAGGGUUAGAGACGGUGCAGCAGCUGCUGCAGCAGCAACAGCAGCUGCUGCAGGAAUUAUAUUGUCGUGUACGUAGUGAGGAAGAUAUAGAUUGUAUGGCUAGGACAUUAGAUUGUUUAAUGUUGCAAUUAUUCUCCUUCCUUAAGUCUCGUCUGCUGCUGCCUCGUGGCAAAUCUGCUGCUGCUGCUGCUGCUGUUGCUGCUGCUGCUGCUGCUGCACCUCCAGCAGCAGCAGCAACAGCAGCUUUUGCUGCUGUAGAAAGAAGCAGAAUCAAUGCAGAUUACUCCCCCUGUGCCGAUGACUCACCCAUAUUAUCUCCUGCUGAUAACGCAGCAGCAGCAACAGCAGCAACUGCAGCAGGAGCAGCAGCACCAGGAGGACCACCAGGAGCAGCAGCAGCAGAUUCUCUUGCUGCAGAUGUCUUCGAUGCCUUCCUUCGUGUUGUGCUGCCUGUACCUAGCUGCCGAUACACCCAAUUUGCUGCUUUCUUUGUUGCAUCUACGGAUAUUAAAUAUGCAGAGUUGCUGCUGCAGCAACUCUUCUUGCUGCUAGCUAGCAGACAAAGAAAUAUUAGACUCCGCCGAGCAGCUUGCUGCUACAUUGCUUCCUUUUUAUGCCGAUCGCGGACGCUACCGCCUAGCAUUGCUGCUGCUGCGCUGCAACAGCUGCUGCUGCUGCUGCACCGCGGUUUCUUAAGGACUGGAUCUGCCCCUCCGCAGCAGCAGCAGCAGCGCAUGCGUUUGCUGCAGCGCUCCUUUAUGGGAGAACUAGAACCCUAUCUUGCUACUGUGUUGCUGCACCACAAGCAGCAGCAACAACAACAACAACAGCAGAGGGCUGCAGCAGCAAAAGCGGUGCCUGCUGCUGCAGGCGGUGCUGCACCGACGACUCCUACAGCAGGAGCAGCAGGUGCAGCAGCAGCGGCAGCAGCAGCAAACGAUCGGGAAGAAACCGCGGAUGAUAUCCUCUCUCCUCUCUCACCGAAUGAGCAGCAGCAGCAACAACAACCGCAACAGCAGCAACAGCAGCAGCAGGACGAGGAGCUACCGUACAGCCCCAUGAGUCCAAACCCUUUUAGUCCAGGCCCAGCACCUGCUGUCCCCACCACCAUCACCACCAGCAGCAACAGCAACAGCAGCAGCAGCAGCAGCAGCAACAGUGAUCCCCUGGAUUCUUUCUUCCCCUUUGAUCCUUAUAGGCUGCGGCACUCGCAAAGAUUUAUAACAAAUAAAUAUAGGGAGUGGAAGCAGGUAGCAACAGCAGCAGAGCAGCAGCAGCAGCAGCAGCAGCAGCACAGACAGCACCAAAUAAAGCAGGUCACGGUGCUGCUGCAGGAGCUCGAACAGCUGCAGCAGCAGCUACACCAGCAACUCAAGGAGCUGCAGCAGCCAGAUCAGCAGCAGCAGCAAACCAAACCCAACCAGCAGCAACACAUCGAAUAUGUGCUGCAAAAGUGCCAAACACUGCAGCAGGAGAUGCAGCAGCUGUUGUACCAGUGGCAGGGAGGGAGCAGCAGCAGCAGCAGCAGCAGCAGCAGCACUUCCUGUGGGGUGGUUGGUAGCAGCAGCGGAACAGAAGCAGCAGCAACAACAGCAGCAGCAGAAACUGCGGCUAGCAGCCCCCUUUCUCCUGUCUAUACAAAUGCACCAGGGCCCUGCAUCGAGUCGCCGGCGGAGCAGCAGCAACAACAGCAGCCACAGCAACAGGAUCAGCAGCUGCCGGAGCAAGAACAGCAGCAGCAGCAACAACAGCAGCAGCAGCAGCAGCAUGGAGGAGGGGAGCUGACAUCUGAGAAGAAAGAAGAGGUACAACAGCAGGAAGAAUCAGAGGAGAUGGGCGACACUUCAAUCGAAGACUUCGCCGGAUUUGACUGCGUUGAAGCCACAAAAGAAGCAGCAAAGGGGAGAGCUGAAGCAGCAGCAGCUGCUGCAGAUUCUGCGAAGGCAGCAGCAGAAGGAGACACGGUGAAGGCUGCAGCAGCAGCAGCUGCUGCUGCUGCAGCACGAGCGGAAGCAGCAGCGGCCGCAGCAGCAGCAGCAGAGCAGGCAACAGCGGAAGCAGCAAAGCUGCUUCCAAGCGACACGGCUCAAGGCGCCCGUGCUGCAGAAGCAUCAGCAGCAGCAGCAGCAGCAAUGACAGCAGCAGCAACAGCCGCGGCAGCAGCAGCAGCAGAGCAGGCGGAUGAAGUGGCUCGCGCGCAGGCAGGUGCAGCAGAAGCAGCAGCGGAGGCUGCAGCAGCUGCUGCUGCUGCGGCUGCAGCAGCAGCAGCAGACAGCGAUGAUGAUGCCAACAACUUAGGCAGCGACACAGAAACCGACGAUGGGGGGUUGCCAGAUUGGAGCAGCAGCAGCAGCAGUAGCAGCAGCAACUCCGAUUACGAUGAUCAGCAGCAGCAGCAGCGGCAACGCAACAGCAGCAGCAACAGCAAACGAUUCUUCUUAAAGAGGAGGAAGCACAUGAAGAAGCGCCAUGCAGCAGCUUCUUUCUUUGGUGCUGGCAGCGACAGCAGCGACGACGAGCUGCUGCUGCCGCAGCAGCAGCAGCAGCUGCUGCAGCUGCCAGAAAAUCUACUUGCUUCUAGUGAAGCUGUUACUGAUCAGAUCCUCUCCGACUUAAAGAGCACAGGGGAGGUGUCUUUGGAUUCUUCAUCGGUUAGUGUGCUGCCGUCUUCUGAGCAGCUGCAGCUGCUGCGGCAGCAGAGCAGCAGCAGCGGCAGCAGGCUGCAGGCCCUGCUGCAGCAUAGCAGCUACAGGCCUCCUCCUGGGUCUCCUCUUAUUACAUGUCAUGUUGAUACUUCCCCGCCGCUGCCAGCAGCAGCACCAACAGCAGCAGCAGCAGCAGCAGCAGAUUGUCUGUCUCCUCCGCUUAUUGCUGCGAGCUGCAGCACAACGAAUCCAUCCUCGCAAUUCAAACUGCUGCCUAGCAGCGAGCAGCAGCAGCAGCAGCAGGAGCAGCAGCAGCAGCAGCAGGGCCUAAAAGGCCGCUCUAGCGCACGUGCAGUGCUUGGGCACGCGCAGAAAGAGGAGGAGGAAGAAGAAGAGCAGCAUCAGCAGCAAGAAUCGCUGCAGCGGCAGCUGACAAGGCGCAUGCAUCGACGCCACACAGUUACUGCCAGUUGUGAUGCAGACUGGCAGCAGCAGCAGCAGCAGCAGCACCUGCUGCUGCUGCAGCAGCAAGAGGAUGAUGAUGAAGGACCGUAUUUUCUGCUGCAAAGAAGGCAGCUGCAGCAGCAGCAGCAGCAACAACAACAGCAACAACAGCAGCAACAACCGCAACAACAACAGCAGCAACAACAACAACAGCAGCAACAGCCGCAGCAACAGCCGCAGCAACAGCCGCAGCAACAGCCGCAACAGCAGUUGCAGCAACAGCCACAACAACAGGUGCAACAACAGCCGCAACAGCAGCUGCAGCAGCCGCAACAGCAGCUGCAGCAGCAGCUACAGCAACCACCGCAACAGCUGCAGCAACAGCAGCCGCAGCAGCAGCUGCAGCAAAUCACAUCUGGCGCGGAAGACUCUUCCAUGAGGCCGACAGCUGCAGUAGAAGCAGCACCAGCAGUAGCAGCAGCACCUGCUGCUACUGCAACAGCAGCAGACACUGCAGCAACACAUGCCUCGCGAUCUCCGUCGUCGGAAGCAGCACCUCGACGGCGCCGCCGCAGGAAGCGACGCAGCAGCAGCAGCAGCAGUAGCAGCAGCAGCAGAAGCAACUCUAGGGAGAAGCAGCUGCUGCAGCUGCAGCUGCUGCAGAUGCAGCAAACAAUAUUAAAGACACAAGAAAUGCUGCAGCAGCAGCAGCUGAUGCUGCUUAACCUUGAGCAGCGCAUGCAGCAGCGCAGCAGCAACGAGAUUAAUCAUGGACAACUUGGUGCUGCUCCUGCUGCUGGCGCUGCUUUUCUUCCUGUUGCCUCUGCUGCUGCUGCUGCUGCUGGUUCUACGCAGCAUCCACAGCAGCAGCAGCAGCAGCGGAUGCCGAAGACUGCAAAGGUGAAGCGGCAGCGGUACAGUGAUGACGAGCAGCAGCAACGGCAGCAGCAGCAACAGCAGCAGCACCAACAGCUGUUUGCUACUACUUAUCCUGCUGCUUCUUCUGUUGCUGCUGCCUCGGAGGUACCUGCUGCUGCUGCUGCUGCGAUGGAUGAAGAGACGCGUCUGCAGCAGAAGGCACUAAAGAGAGAGCAGCGGCAGCGGCGGAGAGCAUCUAAGCUGCUGCAGCAGAAGGCGGAGGAGGAACUGGAGCAGCAGCAGCAGCUGCAGCAGCAGCAAGAGCAGCAGCAACUCCAAAUUCAGCAGGAGCAACUGCUGCAUCAGCAGCAACAGCAACAAGAGCUUGAGAACAACCUCCGAAUGAGGAGGCGAAGCAAGCAGCAGGAGCAGCAGCAGCAACAGCAAGAACAGCAGCAGCAGGAGCAGCAGCAGCUGAAGGUAAAGAAGGAAAUAGAGGAGUUGCUGAUCUUCCCUGAAGCAGCAGCACCAGAGGGCUGGAAGGUAUACAGCAGCGGCGACAGCAGCAGCAGCAGCAGCGACAGCAGCAGCAGCAGCGAGGAGGACAAUGAAGUGCUGCCAGCAGCAGCAGCAGCAGCAGCAGACGCUGCUGAUUUAAGUUCAAUUGAUGAAGACAGAGAGGUGCCCAACUUGUUGCUGCAUGCAGAACAGCACGGCGAGGAUGCCCAAAGAGAGUUGCUGCUGCAGCAGCUGCAGCAGCAGCAGCAGCUAGGAGACACGUCAGACGCUGACGACUCGGACACAGCAGCAGCAGCAACAACAGCAGUAGCAGGUAUUUCUGCUGCUGCUGUUGCUGUAUGUACACCCGAGAGACGCAGCAAAGAUAAAAGGCGCAAACAUAGAAGCAGCACGGCAGCAUGGGAGCAGCAGCAGCAACAGCAGCAGCAGGAGCAACAGCAGCAGCAGGAGCAACAGCAAUUGCCUUCCUAUCCAGGAUCUGCACCAAAGCACAAAAAGAAAAAGGCAGCAGCAGCAGUAGCAGCAACAGCAGCAUAUGCUUCCAUUGCAGCAACAACAGCAGCAGCGACAACAAUGACAUCAGCAGCAGCAGCAGAAGAUGGUGCUGCUGCUGCUGCUGCUGCUGCAGUGAAAAGCAAGAAGCACCGGCUGCCGCGGCCGGAGGCACCUCAAGGGCCACUCAGCAGCAGCAGGAAAAAGAGGCAAAAGUUGUUGCUGCUGCUGCAGCAGCAGCAACAACAGCAAGAGCGCCAAAAGAAGAAGGCAAUCCGCUUGAAGGCAGCAGAUGCUGCAGCAGCAGAUGCUGCAGCACCUGCUGCUGCAGCAGAAGACGAUACACUGCAGCAGCAAAACGAUUUGCUGCAGCAGCACGAAUAUGAGCAGGAGCCUACAGAAGAGCUGCAGCAGCAGCAGCAGCAACAGGACGAAGAAGUGCUGCAGCAACAGCAGCAAGAACGGCCAAAAAAGAAGAAGCACCGCGUGAAGGAUGCAUCUGCUGCAGCAGCAGCAGAUUAUAAUCCGCAGCAGCAGCAGCAGGAGGAGGGAGAAGUGCAGCAGCAGCAGCAGCAAGAACGGCCAAAAAAGAAGACGCACCGCGUGAAGGAUGCAUCUGCUGCAGCAGCAGCAGCAGAUUAUAGUCCGCAGCAGCAGGGGGAGGAAGAAGGGCUGCAGCAGCAGCAGCAGCAAGAACGGCCAAAGAAGAAGAAGAACCGCGUGAAGGAUUCAUCUGCUGCAGCAGCAGCAGCAUCAGCAGCAGAUUAUAAUCCGCAGCAGCAGCAGCAGCAGCAGCAGGAGGAAGAAGUGCAGCAGCAGCAGCAGCAAGAACGGCCAAAAAAGAAGAAUCGCGUGAAAGAUGCAUCUGCUGCUGCUGCUGCAGCAGAUUAUAAUCAGCAGCAGCAGGAGGAGCAGCAGCACGAGCAACAGCACGAGCAACAGCACGAGCAGCAGCACGAGCAGCAGCACGAGCAGCAGCAGCCCCAGUCUCAGCAGCCCUUGGCUAGGGUUUUCUGUCUUCUCCCAAACCCUUCGAAAAAUUGCAGCACAGGGAGCGCUGGUGAGGGAGUGCUGGUGUUUCGGCUGCAGCGGCUGCUGCUGCUGCUGCUGCUGCUGUUGCUGCAGUGCCGACAUUCCAUAGCGUUAUUGGCUGGUAGUAGCAGCAAGUAUAUCAGCAUCAGCAGCAACAGCUGCAGCUGCAGAGACAGCUGCAUCAGGAGCUUCAACUGCAGCAGCAACUGCAGCAGCAGCAGCAACUGCAGCAGCAGCAGCAGCAACUGCAGCAGCAGCAUGAGGUCACCUCUCCCCCUUGACUUGCAUGCAACACGAACCCCACAGCGCCGGCUGCAGCAAAAAGAGCAGCAGCAGAGGGAAACACUGCAGCAGCAGCAGCAGCAACAACAGCAAAAGGAACUGCAACAGCAACAGCAGCAGCAUGAUAACCCCGGACAACCGUACGAAGAAGAGCGCUUGCUGCUGCUGCAGCAAGUGAGGCAGCAGCAGCAGCAGAUUCGCUCACAAGAACGCCUGCUGCAGCAGCUGCUGCUGGAGAACGAAGAGCUGCAGAGGCUCUCUCCCCUAAAGAGUGGCAGCAGCAGCAGCAGCAGCAGUAGUAGUAGCAUCUGCGCCUUUGAUCAACACCACCAGCUGCAACAGCAGCAGCUGUUGCAGCAGCAGCAAGAAAAUGUACUGCUCUAUGGACAACAAAACACUCAAGGUUGCGCUGCUGCUGCUGCUGCUUCUGUUGCUGCUGCUUCUCUGCAGCAGCUGCACCACCAGCAGCAGCAGCUGUGGCAGGAGCACACACCUAAGAAGCAGCGCAUCGGAGGGCAGCAGCAGCAGCAACAACAAGUCUUUGAGCCUACGAGAAGCAGCAGCAGCAGCAGCAGCAACAGCUACAAUUGUCUAUACAAUAGCAGCAGCAGCAGCCGCAGCAGCAGCCGCAGCAGUUUGCCCAGCCGCCACCAGCGAGGGCCUGUCGUCGUUCCCUUUGAGCUGCUGCUGCAGGAGCAGCUGCAGCAGCAGCAGCAGCUGCAGCAGCACGUUGCGCUGCAGCUGCCUCCCUACACGAAUGAGCUGCAGCACCCGCAUGCAUGGGAACAGCAGCAGCAGCAGCAGCUGUUCCCUAGCACUAGAGUGAGGAGAUGCAGCAGCAGCUACAGCAGCAGUAGCAGGGGCUGGAGCGACGAUAGUAAUGGGGAGAGCAGCAGCAACAGCGACAGCAGCAGCAGCAGCAAUGUGGUCGCUGGUAGGAGCAGCCGCUGCAGCGAAAGCAGGAGCAGCAGCGCAAGCAGCAGAAGCAGCAACAGCAGCAGCAGCACCAGCGAAGACGGAAGCGCAAGCGACAAUAAUGUCGUCAACAGAAGCAGCAGCAGCAGCAGCAGCAGCAGCAGCAGCAGCAGCAGCAGCAGCAGCAGCAGUUGCAGCAGCAGUUGCAGCAGCAGCAGCAGACUCCAACACUUUGGGCGAGACGCUCACCUCCACCGACACAAGAGUAGCAGCAGCAGCAGCAACAGCAGCAGCGAAGACAGCAGCAACAGUACAAAAGGUAGACGCAACUACAGGGGCCGCCACAGCAGCGGGAGCAGCAGCAGUGGCAGCAGCAGCAGCAGCGGCAGCAGCAGCAGCAGCGAAGCACCUGAGGCUUCAGAUGAUAACAUAGAUGGGUCUCCUUCGCAUGCAAGUGCUGCUUCUGAAGCGGCAGCAGCAGCAGCAGCAGCACCUGCUGCUGCUGCUGCUGAUGAUGAUGACAAUAGAACGACGGGUACUGCUGCUGCACUAGAACUGCAGCAACAGCAGCACCGACGGCAGCAGCAACAGCAGCAAGAACCGUUACUGCUGCAGGUCGAUCCGUCACCUGAUGGCGAGCAGCAGCAACAAUUCCAGCAGCAGCAACAGCAACAGGAGCUCCAGCAGCAGGAGCAGCAGCAGGAGCAGCAGCGGCGAAGACGGCUGCAUAGGAACAGGCAGCGCCUAGGUAGGCGACACCGAGCAGCAACAGCAGCAAGAAUUCGUACUGCUGCUGCAGCAAAGCAGGUAAAAAAGGAAGCAGGUAGGCUGCUGUCAGCAGCAGCAGCAGCAGCAGAAUCCUGUGAUGAGGACACGCAGCACUUGCUGCUGCUACAGCAGCAGGAGCAGUUGGAGCAACUGCAGCAGCAGCAGAAGCAGCAGCUGCUGCUGCAGGUUCCUGCUGCAGUUCCUCUAUGGCUAGGACGACUGCAGCAGCAGCUUGUGCUGCACUCUCCUAACCUUCUGGAAGAGGCCAUCGCGAAUUGCAGCAGCUGCAGCAGCCCGUUGCAGCUGCUGCGUGUGGUUGCUGCAGCACGAUCUGCAGCAGCAGCAGCAGCUGCUGCUGCUGCUGCUAUUGCUGCUGUCCCCGGCAAAGCAGCAGCAUAUCUUUCACCUCCAGCAGCAGCUGCAGCAGCAGAGGCCUCCAUUCAGCAUGCACUGGUGCUGCUGCUGCGGGGAUGCAUGCGUUCAAGUACAGGAGCAGCAGCAGAAGUGCUGCUUGCUGCUACUGCAGUGGCGGAACCGAAUCCACAGCAGCAGCAACAGCAGCAGCAGCAGCAAGGUCUACUACUCGAGCUGCAGCAGCAGCAGGAUGCAUCGUUCCUGCAGUACGUGGCAAUGGCAUUUGAGCAGCAAAACAUCCGCAGCAGCAGCAGCAGCAACAGCAGACUGCAGCGGCGGCACAAUAGAGUGUCCCCGCUGCUGCUGUUGCUGCUGCUGCUCGAGCUGCUGCAGCGACCACAACUGCAGCAAGGCUUGCUACAGCAGCACCGCGUGCUGCUGCAGUUGCUUGAGUUGUGCUGCUGCGUGUCUGUUGAUCCUCAUCGGCGGCAGCAGCAGCGACACAAGCAGCAGCAGCAGCAGCAGCAGCAGCAGCGGCAGCAGCGGUGUGGGGUCUGCCGCAUGCAGAAAUGUCCUUAUGAGUAUCUUUGUAAAUCUUUAACAAUUCCCUUCUGGCCUUUGCUGCUGCUGUCGGGGUUCUUGCUGCAGCAGCUAUCGCCUGCUGCUGCUGCUGCUGCUGCUGAGGAAGCAGCAGAUGAGGCGGAGCUGGUAAAGCUGCUGAGACGACAGCAUCGCCAGCAGCAGCAGCAGCAGCAAGGCAACUCGGCGCGGUUGCUGCAGCAAUUUGCUGCCUAUCUUCUUAAGCAGGCACAAAAACUGAGGGAGAGCUUUGCUGCUGCUGCCGGGAACAGCAGCAGCAGCCGCAGCAACAGCAGCAGCAGCAGCACAAGAGGGAAGGGGCGCCGGCUCCAGCAAUUCAUGCAGUUGUGCUGCGUCCUCAACAACCUUCGGCCGCAGCAGCAGCAGAAGCAACUCACGCUGCAGCAGCGGGAGCUCCCUGCUGCUCAGCAGCAGCAGCUGCUGCUGCUGCUGCUUGGUGCAGUUGCAUCGUGGGCAGCAGCGAGACGCUGCUGCCUCCUUCGCCACCUAAGCAGCAGCAGCAACGGUAGCAGCAGCAGAAGCAACGACAACAGCAACAGCAACAGCAGCAAAUGGCAGCAGGAGGAGAGGCAGCAGCAGCAGCAGCAGCGGCAGCUGCGGUUCUUGCUGCAGGCAGUAAAGGAAUGGGCAGCGAAUGCAGCAACAAAGCACACAGCAAUUAAGUUUGCUUCUGCUGCUGCUGCUGUUGCUGGCUCUGCAGGAGCUGCUGCUGCUGCUGCUUUUGCUACCACGGCUGCUGCUGCAGGCGGGCACCAAGGGCAGCAGCAAAUGCAGCAGCAACUGCAGCAGCAAAUACUAGAUCGAUUAACCAGAGAUGCAUCGCAUGCUGCAUGCACUGCAGCUCGAAGGAUAACAGCAGCUGCAGCAGCAGCAGGUGCAGCAGCAGCAGCACGAGGGCCACUAGAGCGUGCCGUCUUGCUUCUGUUGAACAUCAACGGAGGCAGCAGCAGCAGUAACAGCAACAGCAGCAGCAGCAGUUCAGAUAAGCAACAGCAGAUUCAACCGGAGCUGCAGCAGGCAGCAGCAGAUGUGCUGCAGCAGUGCAGCAAGAACGAUUGUCCAAUGCUUCCGUUGCUGCUGCUGCUGCUGCUGCGGCGCGAACAGCGGUUGCCAUCAUUGAUCAGCAGCAGAAGCAGCAGCAGCAGCAGCAGUUACCCGGCCUCUUGCGUCCUGGUGCUCCCUGCUGCAGCCUUGCUGCAGCAGCAACAACAACAGCAGCAGCAGCCGCGAGAGGUCACAUUGGUUGCUAGCUGCUGCUGCUACGUUGACUGGUGUAGGCUUCUACUACAGCAACAGCAGCAGCAACAGCAGCAGCAACAGCAGCAGAUGGAUACUCUUCUCCCUGCACCUAUUGCGCUGCAUGCAGCAGCAGCCGCAGCUGCAACGCAACCGUUGCUUCCUAUGGCUUUGCUGCAUAUGUAUCAAAUUCGGAAGCAGCAGCAGCAGCAGCAGCAGCAGCAGCAGACAAUCAGGAGCUGUCCAUCUCAUGGGUUGCUGCCAACAACAACAGAGGCAGCAGCAGCAGUAGCAGCAGCAGCAGCAGCAGCCGGGCUGCAUGCUGGUAAGCAUUUCCUUUCUCCGCUCAAGGACCAAAUAAUCGACAGCAGCAGCAGCAGCAACAACAACAACAGCAGCAGCAGCAGCAAUGACAGCAGCGCUGUGAGUUUUCUUGCAGCAUGUGUCAAUUGCUUAGUGCCUGCCUCAGAGCAGCAGCAGCAGCAGCAACAGCAGCAGCAGCAACAACAGCAACAACAGCUGAUGCUGCAGCACCUGCUGCUGGGGCGCAGCAUGCAGCAAGAAGUUGACUGGCUGCUGCCUCGCGGCUGGCAGCACCACACUGCAGCAGCAGCUGCAUCAACUGCAGGAGGUGCUGCUGCUGCUUGUGCUGCUGCUGCUGCACAUCAUGCGGGGUGUAUGUACACCGUAGUGCUGCUGCUGUGGCGGGAGAUUCAAUCGGACACCUUCUUCCCUUUAGAAGCCUGUCCUGCUGCUCGCCCGCAGCAGCAGCAGCAGCAGCAGCCGCUGCAGCAACGAGAUCGGUGUCUGGUUUGUUGUUCCUGCUGCUGCAGCAGCAGCAGCAAUAGCAGCAUGAGCUGCUGCCGCCGACAGCAGGUUUACGAGUACCGCAGCUUUUUGCUCUCCCGGUUGCUGCUGCUGCUGCAGCAGCAGCAGCAAAAUCCUUCCCUGCUGCACCUUCGACACUUGCUGUCGAUGACGCAAAGGCAAGCAUUGAGCAGCAGCAGCAACAGCAGCAGCAGCGGUGAAAGUGGCAGCAACGAGUGCAACAACAGCAGCAGAAACAGUAGUAGCAGCAGCAGCAACAGCAGCAGCAGCAGCAGCAGCAGCAGCACUUUUGGGUUAUUGUCCUUUGUGCAUCGCCUCUGUCGAUUUGCUGCCUUUCGUAUCCUUUGCUGCUUCCUGCAGCAGCAAGACAGGCAGCAGUUCUUAACAACUUUGCUGCUGCAGCAGCAGCAAGAGCAGCAGCAGCAACAACACCAUGGAUUGCGUCAUCUGCGCAAAGGAGUAGAAUCAGCAGCAACAGCAGCAACAGCAGCAGCAGCAGGCACCUUGGAUAGGGGUGGCUGCGACACCGAGGCACAGCAGCAAAUGCAGCAGAAGCACCAGCAGCACCAAAUACAGCAGCAGCAGCAGCAGCAGCAGCAGCAGCAGCGCCGUAUCCGACUCCCCCGUCGAGUUGAAUUUUUUAGUUGGUUGCAAGCCUCUGAGCAGCAGCAAAUGCAGCAGCAGCAGCAGCAACAGCAGCAGCAACAACAACAGCAGCAAGAGCUGCUGCCGGCUGAUUGUUUCAUGGAGUUGCCUUGCAUAUAUCGCUGCAGCAGCAGCUCUUGCUGCUCAUGUGCAGCAGCAGAAAAGGCUGCUGCUGCUUCUACUGCUUCUGCUGCUACGGUGCAGCAACUGGACCCAGAGAAGACAAGUGCAGCAGUAACAGUUGCUGCUGCAGAUGCUGCUGCUGCUGCUGCUCCUGGGAGCAGCAAGCAACAGCAGCAGCAGCAACAGCAGUGCUCAGUGCUAAGAGGCAUCCAGGUGUCUAUGCAGUUGCUGUUUUUGCUGCGCAGCUGCUGCAGCAGCAGCAGCAGUAGCAGUUGCAGGAGGGCUGUGCGGUGUAUUGACAGCUUUGAGGACGCAUGCAUUGACCUGCUGCUGCCGGGAGGCAGCAGCAGCAGCAAAACAGCUGCAGCAGCAGCAGCUGCUGCUGCUGCAGCAUCAGAGGCACCUCAAGGAGCAGCAGCAGCAGAAGCAGCAGACGCAGACGGAAGGACAGACACCAGCAGCAAUUGGCGUAGAGAGGGCCGGCGCGAGAGGAGCAGCAGCCCCGAGUGCAGCAGCAGCAGCAGUAGGAACAGCAGCAACAGCAGCAGCAGGAGCAACUACAGCGACAGCAGCGGCGCUGAGGAAAGCAGCUGCAGCAGCAACAGUAGGUGCAGCAGCAGCAGGAACGCAGCUAUUGUUAUUGCAGGUCCUCAGCUGUCUAGGCAGCUAGAGCAGCACAGCCUUUACCGUCAUCUGCUGCUGCUGCUGCUGCAGCACCGCAUGCAAAGAACAGCAGCAGCAAAGCUGCCUACUGUCUUUGGUUUAGCUGCUUCCCGCUGCUCCCUGCUGCCUGCUGCUGCAGCUCCUCUGCUGCUGCAGGUCUUAGGCUCCCUUACAAAGGCAGCAACAGCAGUGGCUGCUGCUGCUGCAGCAGCAGCUGCUGCUGCGGUUGCAUCUGUCGGCAGCAGCAGCCACAGCAGCAGCACCGUUUGCUGCAGUUUACUUGGGGGUCUCCGCUUCGCCUUUAUUGCCUUAGAAGAUCUCCCGAGAGAGCUGCAGCAGCAGCCGCUGCUGCUACUGCAGCAGCAGCAGCAGCAAUUGCAGCAGCAGACGGAGGGAAAUGAGAGCUGCUUCAGCGAAAGGUUGCUGCAACAGCUGCUGCAGUUGCUGCUGCUGCUGCAGCAGCUGGCCACGUUUACUUACGGAUACUGCUACGAUACGCUGCAGCUGGUUUCCCUGCAGCAGGAGCAGGAGCAGCAGCACCAGCAGCAAAGCAGCAAGCCAAGUGCUGCUUUGCUGCGGUACCUCACUGCUGCCAGCAGCAAAUGGGAAGGAGCAAAGGCAACAGCAGCAGCAGCACGGGGUGUCUUCCUCCUUGCUGCUGAUGCUGCAGCACAGCUCCUCAAGGUAUGCAGCGGCAACGGCAGCAGCAGCAGCAUCAGCAGCACGACUGAGCUUGCUGCUGCAGUGCAGCAGCAAGUUGCUGGUCUGGGGGAGUCGGCAGAACGCCUGCAGCUGCUGCUAGCAGCAGCAGACAGCAACGGCAUACAACGCGAGCUGCAGCAGCAACUGGAGCAGCAGCAACAGCAGCAGCAGCAGCACGACAGCAGCAGCGAAGAGGAAACAAGCUUCUUAGACGACCUAGUUGACUACGAGACAGAAGACCCCCUAGAGCUCUAUCUAACCGGGCAGCAGCAGCAGCAGCAGCAGCAGUCGCUGCUGCUGCUAGAGCAGCAAGAAGACACAACUGUAACAGCAGCAGCACCUAACAGCAGCAGCAGCAGCAGCAGCAGCAGCAGACACAAGGCCCUACUCCGCAGCAGACAAUUGCCUACUUCUUGGUCGUCUUUCGUUCGCGGCCUCUGCAACAGCAGCUUUUAG
This is a messenger RNA of Eimeria maxima, 17181 nucleotides long. RefSeq lists its product as hypothetical. NCBI's taxonomy places the organism in Eukaryota, Apicomplexa, Conoidasida, Eucoccidiorida, Eimeriidae. Bases 1 to 17181 code for a protein of 5726 amino acids. The transcript has 19 exons. Gene Ontology annotation, cellular component: nucleoplasm; nucleolus. The record is from RefSeq and is a predicted model, not a curated record.